AAGGUUUCGUUUAUUAAAAAAGGCCUAAGAUAUGUUUUAAGCAUAGUUUACAGUAUUUCCAAAAUUGAUUUGGGCUGGGAGGGAGCACAAAUUACAUCACCAAAUUAUUUCAUGUAUUUGAGUUUCAACUCUUAACUGUAAAGUAGAUUUUCAAGCAAUAACUUAAAAAGGAAAGAUAAAUUUUAUUGAAAGGCAGAAAUGAGAGCUACCAAGAUGCCAGUGCAAGAACUCUGAGAUGUGAAGAAAAUCUUCUAGCAGUUUCAGUUGUUUAUGUUAGAUGUGAUAAAAUUCUUCUGUAAAUUUUAUUUGGAAGUUGGAUAAGCUGUCCAGGAAGUCUUUUUGAUUUUUUUUGGACUCAUAUUCAAGGUUAAAAAAAAAAUUGAUAUGGAGACAACCCUUAGUAUGCCCGUAAAAUUGGUUGUAAAAGUUCCGAAUCAGAAAGUAGAAGAUAAAACAGUUGACUGUGAAUUGGACUGGACAGUAGAAAAACUAAAAAGUCAUUUAUCAGAUGUCUAUUCAUGCAAGCCGAAGGCAGAAGACCAAAGGCUUAUUUACUCUGGACGGCUGUUGCAUGAUCAUCUUAGGCUAAAGGAUGUUUUGAGACAUGUUAGUAACCAUGAUAUGGAAGACCAAACUCAUACAGUUCACCUUGUAUGUUCAACAAUAAAAGAAGCUGAAAUGACAGAUUCCAGUGAAGAAACUAGAGAGAAGGCCUGUGAAAAUUCUAACAGUGCUGAAAGCAUUAUGUCCAGUUCAAGCCACACAAGUAUCAGUAAUCAUAGUGAUUCUUUGUCUUCAGCUGCUAGUUCUGAAACUCUUCACCACCGGUCAACAACUCAUUUAAAUGCUAACAGCUUUCCCAGUUACCAGUACCUAGAACAGCUGCUGCAUUUAUCUCCAUCUGUCCCAGGUGUUCCCGUAAAUCCUGAACAGGUGAUGCAACAGAUGGUUGCCAUUCAGCAGAUGUAUGCCCAGUACAUAGCCCAGUACAUGCAGUAUGCUCAGGCAGGGACUAACCAUGAUCCCCAGCCAAGAACUCCUGCAACGGUUGGAUCUGCAUCACAAACAGGAGCUGACAUCAAUAUCGCUAAUGAAAACCAGAGAGUCCAGCCUCAACCUGCCAACAAUAACAAUGUUCGAAUGAAUGCUCAAGGGGGACCUAUCCUGGAUGAUGAAGAGGAAGGGGUUAUGAAUCGGGACUGGCUGGACUACUUCUAUGUUAUCUGCCGCAGCCUUGUUCUGUUCAGCAUUGUUUACUUCUACUCGUCAUUUGGAAGGUUCUUAAUUGUCACAGGAAUUUCCUUACUGAUAUAUCUCUACCAUGGAGGAUUCUUUGCUAGAAGAGUACAGACACCUGCUCAUGAAAAUCAGCCAGCUAGAAAUCAGGAAGAAGACAAUGACAGAAAUUAUCCAGCUGGAGAGCAGCACCAGAACCCUUCCUCUCCAGCACCAGAGGAACAUCCAAAUGGCUAUCCUCAAGACCAGGAUGCUGAAGAAAUUCGUCAACUAGAAGCUAUAAUGGAUGCUGAGAAUGACCCGCAUCAGGCUGAACUGUGGCCAGUUCUUACUCCACAACCCUCCCUGUUAGUCAGCUUGUGGAGCUUUAUCUCUAGUUUUUUCUUGUCUCUGAUACCUGAGCAACCUCCUCCUGUCAACAUUAAUUAAUAUGCUCAGUUUGAAUCCUGUGAUUUCUUCUUUUUCAGAUUUGUUGGUAGGUUGAAAAACUUUGACACUUUUAAUCCUAGUAUUCAAGACUGAGGAUUGUAACAGCAUAUCGUAGGUUAUGUCCAAAGCUCACAUGAUAAUUAUUGGUUUUGAACUGGAGUUUAAAAUUUUUCUGUUGCAAUAUAUUUUUCCUUCAAGUUAGCUGUAUUUAUUUUCGUAAAAAGUCAGCUUUGAAUAACUAAUGUUUUUUGAGUUAAACAUUGUUCGUAAAUUUAUAACUUGUGUUGCAUUCAACUUUUAAAAAAUUUUAACAUUCCUUUUUCUUGUUCUAAUUCUUCAGGGAAGGCCUCUCACACUCAUAUUUUUUUUUUUUUUUUUUAGCUUAUGUUUUGUACAAACUCAACUCAAAAAAUUAAACACCCUCAAAGUACUGAAAAUAUGGUUUGUAUGAGAUUAAUUAUAUUAGUUAAUAUUUUAACUUUUUGAAAACCUUGGUAGAAUAUGCAACUAUAAUAUCGUUUGUAAAAGUGUUUUUAUACCCAACACAAACCUUAAUAUAAUGUUGACUUGUAUGUUGUAUAAAACAAAAUUUACUGGUGUUAGAUUGAAAAAAUUACCAUGAAAAUCUCUGGUGCUUCUGUUGAAUAACUAUUUAUGUAUUUGUGAUGUCAUAAAAUUUAAGUAGAAAAACCAGUACAGUGUAACAUUUUACAUGUGAAAACUUGCAUAGCUUUACAAAGAAAUCCCAGUGCACGCUUUUCUGUGCCAAAUUAAUUUCUAAUAAAAAGAAAAAAUUAGAGAUCUGAAAUGGAAUAUUAUGUUUGUCAGGAGUUGAUUCCUUAAUAAGAGGUACUAUAAAUUAUGCUAAAAGCAGUUAAUCCUUAUUAAUUAUGUUUAAAUUUAGCUGUGCAAUAUGUUUCUGAAAGAAAAAUUGCUUAUUUUCUAGUUUUAUUUUACAAAUAGGAAUUCAUAGACCUAAGAGCUAUGUUAUUUGGAAAGAUUUGUGUGUAUAUAGAAAUAAAAAGGUAUUUUAUGUUCUAGCUGGAGUUAUUGCAGAAAAUGUCAACCAAUAUUUAAGGUAUUUUGGUGUAUUUCUUCCUAUUUUGAUGAUAAGCCAGUAAUAUUUUAUUUCUUGCUAUUUUGAUGAUAUGCCAGUAAGAAUUUUCUUGUUUCUUCUUUCUGGGUUGCAAAGCAGCAACCACUUCUAACCUAGUCAGUGCUGUGUCAGUUUCCACUGUUUUACCUGUACAUAUAUAUAAUGGUUAAAUAAAGACAUUUUUCCACA
Molecule: messenger RNA, 2950 nt
Organism: Limulus polyphemus (Atlantic horseshoe crab)
Lineage: Eukaryota; Metazoa; Arthropoda; Merostomata; Xiphosura; Limulidae
Product: homocysteine-responsive endoplasmic reticulum-resident ubiquitin-like domain member 2 protein
Exons: 10
Coding region: 385-1665 (426 amino acids)
Biological process (GO): endoplasmic reticulum unfolded protein response
Molecular function (GO): protein binding
Source: RefSeq, a predicted model, not a curated record